AUGGAAGUGGACCACGUCUCAAAGCAGCUGCUCACUAUCAACACGCACCAAGGACUGUAUUGCUUCAACCGACUACCAUAUGGAGUGAAACCAGCUCCUGGUAUAUUCCAACAAUGUAUGGAUACUCUUAUCACUGGAAUAGAUGGAACCGCCGCCUAUCUCGACGACAUGUUGGUUAGUGGCAGGACCAUCGGCGAACACAGUGCUCGACUAGAGGCGGUAUUAAGACGGAUUCGAGACUACGGACUCCGCGUUCGACUCGACAAAUGUGCUUUUCUGCAAACGGAGAUCACCUACCUUGGGUUCGUCAUCAACGCACAAGGACGAUCCAGAAAAGAUCAAAGCUAUUCAGAAGAUGCCCGCGCCGAAGGAUGUCAGUCAACUUCGCUCUUUUCUGGGACUCAUCAAUUUCUACGGAAACUUCGUCAAGGAUCUCCACAAUCUACCGCUCCUUUGGACACUUACAAAAAAGGAUGUUGUCUACACAUGAACGCCGGAGUGCCAGUCUUCCUUCGACAAGAUGAAGGCAAUCCUAAGCUCGGAUCUCCUGUUGACCCACUUUGA
Necator americanus (New World hookworm) is the source of this 564-nucleotide messenger RNA. RefSeq lists its product as uncharacterized. NCBI's taxonomy places the organism in Eukaryota, Metazoa, Nematoda, Chromadorea, Rhabditida, Ancylostomatidae. The transcript has a single exon. The record is from RefSeq and is a predicted model, not a curated record. The coding region runs from base 1 to 564 and encodes 187 amino acids.